AUGUCCUCUAUUUUGUGUCUCGCGCAUUAUUGCGAUACUCACGGCCCCACGCCCUUGAUGGUCACCGAGGGCCUGCCUGUGGGAUGUACAACAUGUUUCGAAGACGACGAGGCCUUUGGCAGCCGGCGACCUAGUACCAGCUCACGCUCGCUCAAUCCUCAGGAUGGGUUGGCGGCAAUUCGUGGCGGGAGUAGGACCAAUUCAACGUCCUCGGAAAACAAGGAAAACAACGUCGAGCGCAACACCCUACCAAGUCAAUCUCCGAAGAUUCCCUCUACCUCAGCAAUCGAAACGCCCCCAGAAAGUCCUCGAGUCGCGGCAUUGCAGACGGGCCAUGGUGGCAACUCCCAUAGACGCGAUUCGAGUUUCCGCAAGACCUACGACGAGAAUGAUAAGAAGCGAGCGAUCCCCUGCGAGAACUGUGCUCUUACAUUACCAAAGAAGACGAAAGAGGAUGGGCCUACAAGCCGGACAGACUAUAGUGGUCCAAUCCUGCGAACUCGCAAGCCUUAUGAGAGAGUUGUUGCGCCUAUGGAAGAGCCAUCGCCUCCUAAAUCCGCAGCUUCUUCUGAUUCGGAAGCCGAUGUCACAACGAGAAGAUCAAAGCGAUCAUACCCUAUGAUUCGAGCCACAACCUCCUCGAGUAAUUCUUCUUUUGGUUCAUUGAAUUCUCAUGACCAUUACGUUGACUACACUUCUACUCAUGAACCCUUGGCUUCUACAUCUUUCUCUAUUAUCCGACAGUCGUGUCUACGAACACUCUCUUGCGAAACGCUGCCGCCAUCGAGCCAGUAUAUGCCGAAUGCAGCAUCUCCCACCUCGCCAUUCCUGAACAGUCCCUUCUCGAAUGGUCCUACUCCUUCAACGACCACGUCUUCAGGCGGACCUAUCUUUUUUGGAGAUCCUCUAGCUGGCUACACCACCGCCUUUAUUUUCAGAAUCCCAGAUCCUAACGCUCGAGGUCGGCGCCGUGUUUACGCGCUCAUGGCACUGUCAACACAUCGUGAGCGUCUAGCCAUGCAGACGUUUUCCUUCCUCUCUGUCGCUUUCCGUGAGCUAGCUGCUUGGAUUCAAGCACUCGCAGAGAGCGAACUGGAACGAUCGGAGAAUGCCAAUUCCUCCCCACGGAUAGGCAACGGCGAAGGUCGGCAAAGCGCCUUCAACACACCUCGAAGCUCAUUUCUUCAGGGUCGUAAUCGCAGCGGAGAUGGCAAAUACGCUGGCAUGAGUCUCCAAUCCAGAGGCUUGGCCGAGCUUGUUGGUCUUCCAGACUUCUUCAUUGAGCUUCACGCUCGAUUUGUUAGACUACUGAUUGAGUUGAACGUCGUGAUGGGCGUUUGA
This is a messenger RNA of Glarea lozoyensis ATCC 20868, 1341 nucleotides long. RefSeq lists its product as uncharacterized. Bases 1 to 1341 code for a protein of 446 amino acids. Gene Ontology annotation, cellular component: cytosol. The record is from RefSeq and is a predicted model, not a curated record. NCBI's taxonomy places the organism in Eukaryota, Fungi, Ascomycota, Leotiomycetes, Helotiales, Helotiaceae. Gene Ontology annotation, molecular function: GTPase activator activity. Gene Ontology annotation, biological process: positive regulation of TORC1 signaling; positive regulation of GTPase activity. The transcript has 2 exons.